AUGCUUGCUGCGCAGCCGCCACCCAUUCAGGUGCAUGGAGCUUUGAAUUCAAUUCAGCCUUCGCAGCCAGCGUUGAAACAGCCUGAACGCCAUGCUGGAUCCAGAUUGAGCAAGUGGCCAGUAGCCUGUUUUGCGGUGGGCUUUGUGGCAGGAAAACAUCGACGAAAGGUUCGGAAGGCCUUACCAGCCUUGCCCACCACGAAAGUGAGGCCGACCGUGGACCUAUCACCCAAGCUCCAAUCUUUUCUCGAGACAGUCGAGACAGGUGGAUCCAGUGCUCCGGGCAAAGGAGGAAAUGUCUCUUUGGAAGGCAUUGCUCGGGCAGAGGCAGUUUGGAAGCGACUUCGAACACGAGCUUUGCAGCACAAUCGUGGAGAAACUUUGGACCCUGCCCCUGAGGUGGUGAAGAGAUUGAAUUGUGGUGGUCGCAAAGUGCCCAUGAAUUCGCAAUUCUUCGAUGUGGUGGUUUGUGGUGGGACCUUGGGGAUUCUGGUGGCACGAGCCCUUCAAAACCAGGGCUUCGCAGUGUGCAUCGUGGAGCGAGGGGUGGUUCAGGGCCGAGAUCAGGAGUGGAAUGUGAGCUGGGAGGAAUUGCGGCCCCUGGUGAGACAUGGCAUCGUGAGCCAAGCGGAACUGGAUGGAUCGGUGCAGUCCUCCUGGCCCAAAUCCCGCGUGGGCUUCGAGUCCUCCCAUCAUGGUGUGGAAUUCCGUGCCGGAGCUUUGAAUGCGGGGAUCUCUCCCCAAAAGUUGGUGGAAGCCGCAAGGAGGCGCUUCGAAGAGGCAGGGGGAACCAUCAUCGAAAGGACCAGCCUUCAGGCCAUGGAGAUUUAUGAUGAUGGUGUCUUCCUGCGAUUGCAGGACGAGGAAGCCAUUGGAGCGCGCUUGGUGGUGGAUGCCAUGGGGGCUGGCUCGCCCAUUGUUCAGCAGGCCAGGAAGGGUGCACCCCCUGAUGCGGCGUGCUUGGUGGUUGGGACCAUGGCCAGUGGAUAUCCCAAGGAAGCGAAUGUUGAUGGCGACUACUUGUACUCUGCCUCGGCCGAAGGGAGCCUGGGACAUCAAGGUUUCUGGGAAGCCUUUCCCUCGGAAAAUGGUGGUGUGGAUGGAACUGAACGCACCACCUAUUACUUUACCUAUGUCUUGCCGGGCGAGGAAAAUCUUCCCUCCAUUCCAGAUGUCUUUGAGGAGUAUGUUGAAGCUUUGCCUGGCUAUCAACAGUGUUCCUUGGAGAAGCUGCGUGUGAAGCGAGCUCUUUGUGCCAGUUUUGUCGCCUUCAGGGACUCGCCGUUGCAGACACCUUUCGAUCGCAUCCUUCAGGUGGGUGAUGCGGCGGGAAUCCAAUCGCCACUGUCUUUUGGAGGCUUCGGCGCCCUGUGCCGACACCUGCCACGGCUAGAAAGUGCCAUCUCAGAGGCUCUGAGGCAUGACUUGCUGUCUUCAGAGCAUCUGAGUCAAAUCAAUCCCUACUUCCCAAAUCUUGCGAUGCAAUGGUCCAUGUAUCGCUCCAUUGCCAAACCCCCAGAGGGUGAGCCGGAGUUUGUGAACAGAAUGAUGGGAGGCAUUUUGAGCGCUGCCGAAAGGUGUGGGCCCAAUGUCAUGAUGCCAAUACUUCAAGAUGUCUUUACCCUCUCUGCUCUGGGGCCAACUUUAGCUUCUUGGAUGGCCAGGGACCCUUUAAUCAUUCCGCUCUUCGUGAAGAGUAUGGGACCAGAAAAUGUGCUGUCCGCCAUUGGCCACUUGGGCAAUCUGGCGAAGUACACAGCUCUUUCUUCACUGGAGCCCCUGCUGGCCGCUGCAUUGGAUGUGGAAGGUCUAGCUCCCGCAGAGCGGUUUCGGUGGCAUCGGCGAUUUGACGCCUGGAAAUAUGGUAGCGGUCUUGACUACGAGAGUCACAAGCCUGUUGGCUCUAUGGACGACUUGUAUCGAGUCUUGUCUUUGCGCCCGCCUGACACUCCUUUGAAAGUGCGAGUUCUACGACCUCUUCCUGGUCUCUUCAAAAGCUUGGAGGUGACCGUGAUCGUGGAGGAAGACCGCAAGCUGCUUCAGGGCGCCGCGAAUCAGCCUCGUUUGGUUCAGCAUACAGUACGACCAAUGAGUGACUUUAAAUUAUACUGA
This is a messenger RNA of Cladocopium goreaui, 2112 nucleotides long. The record is from the annotation of a GenBank genome assembly. Lineage: Eukaryota; Dinophyceae; Suessiales; Symbiodiniaceae.